Molecule: messenger RNA, 2682 nt
Organism: Fusarium fujikuroi IMI 58289
Lineage: Eukaryota; Fungi; Ascomycota; Sordariomycetes; Hypocreales; Nectriaceae
Product: probable protein kinase sck1, cAMP-dependent
Exons: 2
Coding region: 1-2682 (893 amino acids)
Biological process (GO): protein phosphorylation
Molecular function (GO): protein serine/threonine kinase activity; ATP binding
Source: RefSeq, a predicted model, not a curated record
AUGCAUGGGGUUAUUAACAAAAACGUCAGGUCUGCGGCGGACGAGGAUGGCGCCGAUCACAUUGGUCUCGAAACUCCUCGAUCCGGUGUAGCUACACCUCAACCCGAUCUACAGGACAAACGCUUACCAGGAAUCAUGAGCUACUUCGGCCAGGUUCGUAAAUACCCUUCUACGCCUUUGUCAGAUCCCAAUUCGUCACAGAGUGAUACCACUCUAGACCGAAUUCCAGUUGUGCCCACUCCACCAGCCGGCCUGCAGUUGCAGGCACACACCGAAGGCUCUCCUCGCCGCUGUGAGUACUCGGCUUUGGAUCGUUCGCUUCUUCAACAUGAGCGUCCUGGUUCUAUGCCAAGUACCACUCAGCGGGAUGAGCAUAACCUUUCGGACCCCUACCCAACCCCACCCACUUCUCAGCCCUCGUCUUCGGGGGGUUCUAUCUCCCAGGACAUGAUUUCUGUAGACUCAGGGGUGCAUGGCAGGGCUGCCGUCGAGCAAAAGUCUCUUACACAGCAGUCACAAUUCAAGAAACCCACAGCCUCACCAUUCACCACCACCCACUUUCAAACUUCCAAUGACCCAUCACUACCUGAACUUGACUCCUCCAAAAACGCAGCACCUGCCAAAGACUCCAUUAUUCCUUCGCAUCCUGAGCCCAGUACAAGUUCAGGCGCCUGUUCAGCUGCUGCCCCCGGCAAGUGGCAUUUUCUUAAUGGACUCAAGGAGCUAACUCGUAUGACGUUCAAGAGCGGCAACUCGACUCCUACUCGAGCAAUGUCGGCUGCUCGACCAUCUGGCUCCGAUAGAGCCCCAUCCUCCGGGAGGACCAGUCAUGACGGUGCUGAAGUCAGCGGUACUCAGACUCCAAGGAGUUCUGCCGGUGCCCAGGCGCCUGCCGCCAAGGGAAAGCUAACAAUCAAGAUCAAUGAAGCUCGUGGGCUUAGGAAGAGUCGGGACCCUUAUGUUGUUGUGGUGUUCCAGCGUAGUGAGCUCAUUUCUGGGGGUCCCCACCACAUCGAUGAGGACGAUAACCUUAGUGUUGAGCCACCUCCGGCAGCUGGUGGUAUCCCUAUCCAGCGAUCAGGCAGUGACUCUGGGCGUCCCUUGGCUAUUCCCAUGAGGAGCAGGCAAAGUAGCAACACCAGCAUUAAUGACUACGGCUCGUUCCGUAACCGAUCCGGAGGUCAGCUUACAUUCACCAACCCAAAAUGGGAUGCCGAAGCCGAGUUCGAUGUUGUGGACUAUGAUAUGCUGGUUGACGUCUCGGUUUAUGAUCAUGGGGCAACGGGCGAUGAAUUUCUCGGCCAUGUUGAUUUUCAGGCCAGCAAGGAUCCCGGUGCCACUGUCCAGGGCUGGUUCCAGCUGCAGGGCCAUGCUGAUACCAUGGCAGAAAAUGCGCCAACCGGUGAGAUCUUCCUCGAGGCCAUCUAUCACAGAGCAGAGAGGAAGCAAUUUGGCCCCACUGAUUUCGAGAUUCUGAAACUCAUCGGCAAGGGCACUUUCGGUCAGGUGUAUCAAGUGCGAAAAAAGGAUACUCAGCGCAUUUACGCCAUGAAGGUUCUGCAGAAGAAGGUUAUUGUGCAAAAGAAGGAAGUUGCCCAUACCGUGGGAGAACGAAAUAUCCUGGUUCGGACCGCCAUGUCCGACUCCCCUUUCAUCGUUGGUCUCAAGUUCUCUUUCCAGACACCAUCAGAACUUUAUCUCGUUACUGAUUAUAUGUCUGGAGGUGAGCUGUUUUGGCAUCUACAGAAAGAGGGUCGGUUUGACGAGAAGCGAGCCAAGUUCUACAUCGCCGAACUGAUCUUGGCCAUUCAGCACCUUCAUCAUAAUGACAUUGUAUACCGGGAUCUGAAGCCAGAGAAUAUCCUCUUGGAUGCUAACGGACAUAUCGCCCUUUGUGACUUUGGUCUUUCCAAGGCCAAUCUCACAAAGAAUGACACUACCAACACUUUCUGUGGAACAACCGAAUACCUUGCGCCCGAGGUUUUGCUCGACGAAUCUGGCUACACCAAGAUGGUGGACUUCUGGUCGCUUGGAGUUUUGGUCUUUGAGAUGUGCUGCGGCUGGAGCCCAUUCUAUGCCGAAGAUACGCAGCAAAUGUAUAAGAAUAUUGCUUUCGGUAAGGUGAGGUUUCCUCGAGAUACCCUUUCUCAGGAAGGAAGGAAUUUCGUCAAGGGACUCCUCAAUAGAAACCCCAAGCACAGACUAGGUGCGACCGACGACGCCGAGGAGCUGAAGAGACACCCCUUCUUUGCCGAUGUCGAUUGGACUCUUCUCUCCAAGAAGCUUAUCACUCCACCUUUCAAACCCAAAUUGAAGUCUGAGACAGACGUCUCAUACUUCGAUCCCGAAUUCACGACCGCGCUGGAUCAGAAUGGCUCUCUGAACGAACGUGCGGCUGCGUUGGCCCGAGGCUAUGCCGCUUCAACUCCUCUUUCUCCUUCCGUUCAGGCCAACUUCCAAGGCUUCACGUUUGUUGACGAAAGCGCAUUAGAUGAUCAUAUGCGAGACAGAGCAGGACUCGUUGAUGAAGAUAUGGAUGAUGGACAACAUCACAGGAACCGCGAUAACGACGAUUGGGACAAUCUCGACGACAUUGACCUCAGGAAGGCAAACCGGAUGAGCGGGAUCAUGAAGACUGGACAUGAUGAGCACAUGGUGGGUGGUUCUCACUUUGACGUAUAA